GGUGUUACUUCAUGCCAUAAAUCUUACAACAUCAUGCUGAAAACCUCUUUAUAAGAACCAUAUACCUUCAUAGCACUGUGAAUAAUAUUCAUUAGUUUGUUAGUAUGCGCUAGAUUUGCGGUACUAUGUCUUUUACGUGGAAAACUUAUUUUAUUAUUUUGAUCUUAUGCCAGUUUCAAGUUUCAGCUGAGAGUUCAGAAUCAACAAGAGACAGCACUGUUACAACUACAUCAGAUACAACCAUACUAAUUAGUGACACUGCCACAAGAAGUGAGAGUUCAGAAACAACCACAGCCAACUCUCCUACAACUACACCUGAUGCAGCUAUACCAACUAGUGACUCUGCCACAACAACUGAGAGUUCAGAAACAACUACAGCCAACUCUCCUAGAACUACACCAGAUGCAACUAUAACAACUAGUGACUCUAUUACAACAGCUGAGAGUUUAGAAACAACAACAGCCAACUCUCCUACAACUACACCAGAUACAACUAUAUCAACUACUGACUCUGCCACAACAGCUGAGAGUUCAGAAACAACUACAGCCAACUCUCCUACAGCUACACCAGAUGCAACUAUACCAACUAGUGAAACUAUAACAACAGCUGAGAGUUCAGAAACAACCACAACCAACUCUCCUACAACUACACCAGAUGCAACUAUACCAACUACUGACUCUGCCACAACAACUGAGAGUUCAGAAACAACUACAGCCAACUCUCCUACAACUACAAUAGAUGGAACUCUGCCAACUAUUGACUCUGCCGCAACAGCUGAGAGUUUAGAAACAACCACAGCCAACUCUCCUACAACUACACCAGAUGGAACUAUACCAUCUACUAGCUCUGUCACAACAGCUGAGAAUUUAGAAACAACCACAGCCAACACUCUUACAACUACACCAGAUGAAAAUAUAGCAACUAGUGACUCUGCCGCAACAACUGAGAAUUCAGAAACAACUACAGCCAACUCUCCUACAACUACACUAGAUGGAACUCUACCAACUAUUGACUCUGCCACAACGGGUGAGACUUUAGAAACAACCACAGCCAACUCUCCUUCAACUACAUCAGAUGCAACUAUAACAACUAGUGACUCUAUUACAACAGUUGAGAGUUUAGAAACAACAACAGCCAACUCUCCGACAACUACAUCAGAUGCAACUAUAACAACUAGUGACACUAUAACAACAGCUGAGAGUUCAGAAACAACCACAGCCAACUCUCCUACAACUACACCAGAUGGAACUAUACCAUCUACUGGCUCUGUCACAACAGCUGAGAAUUUAGAAACAACCACAGCCAACACUCUUACAACUACACCAGAUGAAAAUAUAGCAACUAGUGACUCUGCCACAACAACUGAGAAUUCAGAAACAACUACAGCCAACUCUCCUACAACUACACUAGAUGGAACUCUACCAACUAUUGACUCUGCCACAACAGGUGAGACUUUAGAAACAACCACAGCCAACUCUCCUUCAACUACAUCAGAUGCAACUAUAACAACUAGUGACUCUAUUACAACAGGUGAGACGUUAGAAACAACCACAGCCAACUCUCCUACAACUACAUCAGAUGCAACUAUAACAACUAGUGACACUAUAACAACAGCUGAGAGUUCAGAAACAACCACAACCAACUCUCCUACAACUACAGCAGAUGCAACUAUACCAACUACUGACUCUGCCACAACAACUGAGAGUUCAGGAACAACUACAGCCACCUCUCCUACAACUACACCAGAUACAACUAUUCCAACUACUGACUCUGCCACUACAGCUGAGAGUUCAGAAACAACUACAACCAAAUCUCCUACAACUACACCAGAUGCAACUAUACCAACUACUGACUCUGCCACAACAACUGAGAGUUCAGGAACAACUACAGCCACCUCUCCUACAACUACACCAGAUACAACUAUUCCAACUACUGACUCUGCCACUACAGCUGAGAGUUCAGAAACAACUACAACCAAAUCUCCUACAACUACACCAGAUGCAACUAAACCAAUAACUGACUCUGCCACUACAGCUGAGAGUUCAGAAACAACUACAGCCGACUCUCCUACAACUACACCAGAUGCAACUAUACCAACUAGUGACACUAUUACAACAGCUGAGAGUUCAGAAACAACCAUAGCCAGCUCUUCUACAACUACACCAGAUGCAACUAUACCAACUACUGACUCUGCCACAACAGCUGAGAGUUCAGAAACAACCACAGCCAGCUCUUCUACAACUACACCAGAUGCAACUCUAUCAACUACAACUUCCCCAACCACACCCACUACAUCUACUAUCACAAAACAUCCAAUAAUAUGUGAAAAUGGUGGAACUCCAACAGCUAAUGGUUGUUAUUGCCCCCCUGGUUUUACAGGACGUCUGUGCACAAAUGUAAACAAUGAAAUCCCACUUCCAGAUUUAAUUGAAAUGACAACCAUUGCUGAAAUAGAAAUAAACAAGGAAUAUGUCCCUCAAUACCAAAAUACAUCCUCACAAGAAUAUAAAGAUUUUGUACAGGACUUCAGAGUUCAGAUGAUACCGUACUACGAAACCAAGAUUGAAAACUUCUUAAAUAUAACAAAUAUAACACUAAGUGACGGAAAUUCUUUAAUGGGCCGAAUGGAGAGUAAAUUAAUAGAGAUGGAAUUAUCAAUUUCUAAAAGUGUGAAGGUUAAGCAUGAUAUUGUUGUAACAAUUGAAAACAACAAUGUUAAUGAAGGCUAUAAUGAGGAGUUUCAGUCUGUCAAAAAUGCUGUUGAAUCAGUUACAAAAUGCACUCCCACAACCACUGCAUGCCCAAACUUUAUUGUUACCGCUGUCCAGGUCAACAAAACUGAAUUGGAUCUCAAAGAGUACUGUGAUCAAGUUACAGCAAUGUUUCCUGAGGAGUACCGUCAGUAUUUCAUUGCUGCUACUGUGAUGGGUAAACUAACAUGUAUCAACCAAUGUCAUCCUGAUCAUCCUACUCCAAAGAUCUGCAUGAACAAAGGUACCUGUGAGGUUUCCAAGCAAGGACCAACCUGCUACUGUCUUCAGACAGAUGCAAAUUGGUAUCUUGGAGAAGAUUGCAAGUACCAAGUUCACAAAGUGGGCUUCUAUGCUGGAGUGGCAGUUGUCGCUGUGGUUUUACUGAUAGCUAUAGCAAUGCUUUCAGCAUAUGUCUUCCUUAAUAAAAGGAAAGAGAAGAGGAAUAAAGACAACAAGGAAGCUCUUGUGAAUCAGUGGAUAGAUGAUGACUUUGAGUGGUCCUCACAAAAAAGAACAAACACAUCUCUUUCAGUUCUUAAUGAAACCUAUGAUAAUCCUGCACAAUCCAAUGAGAACUUCAGCCAGAGUACCACAGCUCAGAACAACCUCUUCCACAGAACGAUACUUCCCCCAAUUCAACUUGCCUGAAAAUGAAAUCUCACUUCCUUCUCUGCACAACAAUUACCCUGUCCCUUCUCUGAGCUGAGCCUCACUGCAGGUGUGUUCAGAUGUGCAUGCACUUGAAGCAAAUGAUUCUGCAGUUCCUUACAGUCCAGCAAGGGGAGCUCUUCAGGCAAAGACAUCAAAAGGUCCAAAAGCACUGCACUUUCUAAAAUGAUUAAAAUAAACAGUAUCAGAAGAUUUCACACCACACACACUAACCAUAACAUUAAGCCCACUGGCAGGCGAAGUGAGUAACAAUGAUUAUUUCUUUACAAUGGCACCUGUCAAAAUGACAGACUAAAGUACAUUAGGCAGCAAGUGAACAGUCUAGUUCUCAAUUCCAGAUGUGUUGGAAGUUGGAAAAAAUGGGCAAGCGUAAGGAUCUGCGCAACUUGGACGAAAAUGGUCAAAUGACAAUACUACAGCGCAUCUUCAGAGGCAUCCGCAGAUCAAUGACAAGGGUGACUUUCACAACAUUAGGUAGAUAAUUUUAUAAUUAUGGUUCAUUUCUGUGUACACACACAUAAUUCAUACCAGAAAUGUGAAGAUAAAACAGGGACAUUAAUAAGGAACAAAUAUAUAUGUUAAUUGACAAAGAAUAAAAAAUAAUAUGUAGACAUAAAUGAUUAUAGCAAGAAUACAUACCCAUAGAAGUAAGAGGCUCAGUAUGUUUACUGAAAAUGAUAUUGCUAAUAAAUUUGUAUAUCUUUCCAAAAUCCACUACACUCUUCAUCCCCAUUGGUCUGUGUUUCCAGGCUUGCUCAGACUGUCCAAUAUCAGGUUGCUUAUCUGGCUGAACAGAGCCUGGUGUGAGUGAGGGUACAGCACUUGAAACUGGUCGUGUUGGUUUUGAGACAGGUUGACUCAAGUGAUUUAGGGGUGGCUGAUGUGGAUGACAUGGCAGGGUCUUUGUUUGCCUCAGUCUUUUCCCUUAACUCACUUUGCUCUUCUUCAGCAACAGCAGAUUGAGAUGCUACUGUAGUGGUUUUGGCAGAAGGAUUGGAAGCUGCAUCUUUUCCAUGUGACUGGGGGGUUUUACAGGCUUGUUCAGGUGGAAUUAUCACUGGAGAAGGCAAACCAGUGUAGGAUUUAGGCAUCGGCCUCAGCGGUAUAGUGCGCAAGCCGCUGGUCAGAGGACUUUGAGAGUCAGUGGUACGUGGAGGGUCUGAGUCCUGGAGGCUGCAGGGCUCUGUGGCAGCAAUUACCAACAUCUGAUUAAAUAGAAAGGUCAGCUCAAUAAAAUUCCUCCACCCAAGAUACUGGUUAAUAAGAUGAAUAUACAGUGGGGUCUGAAAGUUUGAGCUCACUAGUGAAAAUCCUUAUACUCUGCCUUUUACUUGUCAAUGUCAAUUGUAAAAAGCGCUAUACAAAUAAACUUGAAUUGAAUUGAAUUGAUCUUGAGUCAAAAAUAGAAUAUUCAAAAUAUUUACAUCAGGUAUAAACAAUCCUCACUGAUUAUCUUGUUGGGGUUCCACAUUUCUGUGCCAGGAAAGCCAGGAUAUGAAGUGUCCACAUACUGGUAGCAAGCAUUGGCAUAAGCUGUGGCUUCAAACACAUCAUUCCAUGGCUUUUUAGGCUCAGCUGGCUUAAAACGCUUUUUUCCUACAGAAGGCUCUACAAAUGGAAUACCCACAAAAGAAACAACAUGGCUUCAAUCUAGCAUGGGCAAACGUAAACAAUGUACAUGACCUAACCGAGUUGUUACAAUAAACUCAGUCACUUUGUGUAAGAGAAUGAUGAAUAAAGAAAAUACAGAAAAUAA
Messenger RNA from Tachysurus vachellii, 5178 nucleotides. RefSeq names its product mucin-2-like. The record is from RefSeq and is a predicted model, not a curated record. The transcript is spliced from 12 exons. Bases 126 to 3401 code for a protein of 1091 amino acids. NCBI's taxonomy places the organism in Eukaryota, Metazoa, Chordata, Actinopteri, Siluriformes, Bagridae.